Messenger RNA from Paramormyrops kingsleyae, 4033 nucleotides. The record is from RefSeq and is a predicted model, not a curated record. NCBI's taxonomy places the organism in Eukaryota, Metazoa, Chordata, Actinopteri, Osteoglossiformes, Mormyridae.
AGGUAGAAUUGGCAUCUUAAUCAUAUCACCUAUCUCCUUUGCAUGAGCAGGGACACUACUGCAGUUCUGCUGAAUACACACUACCCAAGCAAAGACUUUGUCUUUGGUUCUGGAAUUUAGUCAGGUCUGGGGCAGAAGCUGUAGCCUACACCAGUGUGAGCAUGACAAACCACGGAGAUGACUGCUACUUCUAUUUCUACUCAACUUGUACUAAGGGAGAUAGUUGCCCUUUUCGUCACUGUGAGGCUGCUAUGGGCAGUGAGACUGUCUGUAAUCUCUGGCAAGAGAACCGCUGUUUUCGCAAGAUUUGUAAGUUUCGUCACAUGGAGAUCAAGAAAAAACGCAGUGAGAUUCCUUGCUAUUGGGAGAAUCAGCCAGCCGGCUGCCAAAAGCCCCACUGCGCCUUUCACCAUGAGAAGCCUCGUUUUAUUGAUGGGGUUUAUGUUCCACCUAGUAAAGUCCCAAUCUUAAGAAAGGAGGGGGGAGAAGAGGCCCUCUUGAUUGACCCACUGCCUCCAGCUCCUGCUCCUAUAGCCAGCCCUGCUAACCCUCAGCUUCGUGGAGUGAUCAAGACUGAAACCUUGGAAAAUGUACCAAGUCCUACUCACCCUCCAGUGGUCAUAAACACUGUGGAUGAUGAGGAUGAGGACGAGGAUGAUCAGUUUUCAGAGGAAGGCGAUGAUCAUAAGGCAGGAUCAGAUGCAUUGAGAAUUGUCUCAUCCAGGAAGUUAAGUAAUAAUCAAGGUGAUUCCUUGAAUUUUGGCAUUAAAACACUCGAGGAAAUCAGAUUAAGGAAAGCACUGAAGGCAAAUUUGAAGAAAUCUGGACAGCUUUCUGUCCAGGCCUACAGCAACAAUGGAAUGAAUGUAGAGAAGGAGAACAUCAGAGCUUCCCUGACAUCAGCAAUACUCACAGCCAAAGAGGAUUGCCAACUUCUGACUGAAAACCCGCCAAAACGUCAGAUUGGUGACAGACUUGGAAAGAGGAAGGUCUCCCCCGGAGAUCAGCUUGUCAGUGCUAGCAUAGAUGAACCAGAAGAGACAGACUUCCCCCUUAAACGCCGACUUGGGGAACGCCUUGCUCAAAAGUCAGUACGAAACCGACUGGGGUUGCCAGUAGAAUCUGCUUGCUCUGAAACUGACACUUGUACUGAUGUAAAAUUGCAUGGAGAGAUCCGGAUAAAGACCCUUGAAGAAAUCAAGCAAGAAAAGGCAAGCAGAUCACAGGAGCAAGCCAGAACAGGCAGUAUUUGCACUACUGCUAAACCUCCUGGCCCCCUGAAAAGACCUGGCAAGGCAUUGGCCAGCCCCGACAUCUGGAAAUACUCAGAGGUUUUCCAUGCUAAAAAAAAACUGGAAGCAAAGAAGAUAGCCAGUGAUUCUGAAGCUUCGUUGUCAGAAAAGAAAGAUAUCCUUGUGGAUAUGGGUCCCCAGGAUGAGGCAUCGGCUAAAAUGGAGGAAGUCAGGGUAAAGACAUUGGACGAGAUUCGCAGGGAGAAAGCAGCACGGAUGCAGGCCAAAGUUCAAGAUGCCCAAACUGAGAAGCAGCCUUCUAUUGACAAAGGAUUCCCCAAGAGACGAAUACUUCGCAUCAACAAAUCCAUGGCUACAGAUGCUGUUAAAAUUAAUGAGCAGAAGACACAUGCAAGCAUGGAGCAAUCAACAGGGACUGUUGACAUAAAGAUGAUAGCAACCAACGGAAAAGCAUGUUCUUCAGGAGAGAAUGUCAAUGUGAAAUCCUUUGAAGAGAUUAUGAGAGAGAAGAAACUCCGCAAGCAGCAGAUGGAGCAGGUAGACUCCUCCCUGCAAUCACAGCACAGCUCAGUCUUAGCCCAAGAACAAGCUAUACAGAAGGGAAAAUCCCUCAUCGCAGCCAGACCCGGAGGGAGUUCUAUACCACCGGAGUCCUCUACGAAGCCUAAGGCUUUGCUUGGAGGUGGACAACAGAUGAUUGCACUUAAACAAAAAGAGAGUGCACCUGUCCCUCCUGCAGAACAGAAUAUUGUGGUGUCUACAUCCCUGGAAAAACAGGUGGAUCCUCCCUCCACCAGCCCCAUAAACUUUAUAUCUUUGCGGAAAAGAUCCCCUCCUGUGCCCCUGCCAGUUCAUAACCUUGUUCCUGUGGAGCCUCAGGCACAGGAGGUUGUCCUCAAGAAGUCCGCUGGGCAGUUACCUGAACCAAAAGUGAGACCUAAACUGAAUGUGAAGCCAUCUAUUAUGAAGCUUGCCACACAAGUACAGCUUACCCAGAAAAGGAGAGAACCAGAGAGCCCUCGAUCUGCUGUUGCUGCAGUAAAGCCACUCAAUAGUACAGCUGUGGCGAUCCAGUCUCGGGAGCCAUCAUGUAAUCGUCCUGCAAUGUCAGCAUCCACAGGAACUUUGGACACAAAUGUACAAGGGAGCUCUCAGGUCCUUAAGUCCUUGGUUAUGGAAUACUCGGUGCAAGGUCCUGGUGACUUAGCAUUAGAUCUUGAAGAAUCCUCCAGACUGCAGCCUCAGGUAGUCUCCAUCACAGACCAGAGAGGAACCACUUAUGAACCUGCUGUAUCACCAACUAAAGACACAUCUAAGAGCACCUUUGCUAUAUGCAAGACACCUAGCCAUGGUAAAGCCCGUCGUCUAAGCACAGUGUCUGCACGUGCUUCUAGCUCUGCAGUGGAUGACUUUGAUGAGCUGAUGAAUGAAUUCACCGAUGACCGUCUAGAAGAUGAGAUGGAACUAGACCCUGGCAAGGGCGAGGAUGACCUCCUGUUGGAACUUUCAGAAAUGAUUGACAGUUAAAAUAUUUUUAUUGUUCCUCAGCCUCCAACUUUUUUGUAAAUUAAACAAGUCAGGAUAUAAGGUGCAACUCCUAUGUCAACACCAUAAUGUCUGUUCUGCUUGAUGAAUUUGCAAUUUUUUCCCUCUUAGCACCUGAUUAUUUUAUUUUUUUAAAUGAAUGGUAACUUCACAUAGUACCCAAUACAUGUAUAGUUUCUUUAUAUUUAACAUUUAAAUGUGCUUUUCAUGUUCCCAGAGGGAAUUGUGUAUUUUACUGUAUUUUUCUGUUUUGGGUUUAGUAGCUAUCGUCACCAUUUAAAUAUGGAAGCUAAAUACAAGCCUCACCAUUUUGGUUGAAUAUGGCCAUAUUCAUCCACAUUUCCUCUGGUUUCUUAUAUUUGGUCAUCACAGAACAAUUAUGCUCUAGUUAAGCAGGAUUUAAAGAAACCAUGCCGAGUGUGUGUGUGUGUGGCCUAUACUUAAGUCCAAUUUCUUCCAGUAUUUCAGACUAAGUUAACCUUUAGAAUCAUGUUUUUUUUUUUGAUGAGGUUUCAUAAGUAUGGAGCUUACCUGUAGUUUUUAGAAUGGGUUUCGGGUUUUGUAUUGCCUGGAAUUUUUGCUACAGGCAAGUUGUCAUAUGUUAUUUUUACAGAGCCUACUCUAAUAGAAUUUAAUAUGUGAAUAUUUAACUUACAUUUUAUAGACCUCAAAGCCACCACUGAGGAACAUUCAGGACUAUGUCUGGAAAUCUUGGUUCCAUUUUAAAAAUGACGGUAACCUGGACACACAUGAAACACUGGGAUUUUUGCAGGUGUCCAUACAUGUUUGACAUCUUCCAAGAACGUAUAAGUGUAUGCUGUAGGCUUCUCAGUAUGAAGACUAGCUCUAGAAAAACUUACAUAUAUUAAAUAGCGUUAUGAAGGGCUGUGAAUUGACUUACAGGGAGACGUAGUAUUAACUAUUAAGCUGCCUGCAGACGGUUUAGAAAUAUAUAGCUACAGACCCAUCAAUUAAAUCUUGCAAUAGACAAAUAACUUCUGUUAAUGGUGUUUAAUUUUUGUAUAAAGUUACUUGAAUAAUUAAGGGUCAUCUUUGUCAUUUACAACGGAAUCUAAUUACUGAUGUAUUAAUAAAACUUGCUUUUAAAAUUAAGUAAAAACACCACCCCCCGCACUUAAAUAUAAGGUGCUUCUCAGGGAAUAAAUGCUGUUUCAAUAUGCUGAUACCCACAUUGAGCUUCUGCUGUAAAUAAAAACGUUUGGUUUUGGCCUCGA